AUGACGUCCUUUUCUGAACAUUCACCACUGCUGCAGAAGGUCCCGGUCGAGGAUGAGGUUACGCGGCGGGGUCCUUGCGAGCUCAAUAGCCGUGACAGGAUGGGCAUCCUUGUUGGUGCAUGGAUCGCGACAUUUCUCUCGCUGACCGCGCACUUGCGCUCCCCAGUGGUACCAUCCAUCUCGUCCGAGUUCCACAAGUCAAAUCAGGCCAGCUGGCUUGGGACGUCCUAUCUCCUCGCGACAUGCACCUUCAUGCCCUUGUAUGGCCGCCUCUCCGACGCCAUGGGACGUCGAGCGGCAAACCAGACAGCAAUCCUACUGACCGCGUUGGGAACGUUAGCUUGCGCACUGGCUCCCAAUAUGGAGCUGCUGAUUCUGGCGAGAUUUGUCGCUGGACUCGGCGGUGGAGGGAUCAUGACCACGACUACCAUCGUCGUAAACGACCUCUACAGUCUCAGGAGCCGCGGACUGGCGCAGGGCGUAAUGCGGGUCUUCGACGGACUCGGUAUGGGUUUGGGAGGGCCCAUAGGCGGCAUAAUCACCGACCGACUGGGCUGGCGGUGCGCGUUCCUCGGUCAACUGCCAUUGUUCGCGUUGUCGUUCUCGUUGAUAACGUGGCACUUGAGCUACACGGUAUCGGACGAGCACGAGGAGAAGCGGAAUGUGCUAUCGCGGGUCGAUUGGUGGGGAUGUAUGACCCUGAUGCUUGCGUGGGCCGAUCCCCAUGUUGUCAUCCCGCUCUACCUCUCCCUCGCCUUUUUCGCCCUCUUCCUCCUCGUCGAACUCCGCGUCGCCCCCGAACCCGUCCUCGCCCCCUUCCUGCUCAAACAAGCCGUCCCCGUCCUCACCGGCAUCAGCAACUUCCUCGUCGCCGCCUGCAACUACUCCAUCACCUUUUACUUCCCCAUGUGGUUUCAGACCGUCAUGCUAGCUAGCGCGAGUACGGCGGGCUUGCAUUUAUUGCCGCUGAGUGUGGCGAUGAGCGUUGGGUCGAUGCUCGCGGGAUAUGUGAUGCAUAGGAGUGGGCGGUACAAGGCGCUCAAUCUGACGUUUGGUAUCCUGCCGUUGGUCUCGACAGUGUUGAUCUACCUCAUCCGGGAGGAUAGCAACGAUGCACAUCUAUGGCUGAGCAUCAUUCCACUUGGGUUUGGUAACGCUGUCGUGCUGCAGACGAUGCUGAAGAAAGACAUGGCCGUUGGAACAGGUUUCGGUCAGCUAUGGCGCGGUGUGGGCCAAGUAUGCGGCGUCGCCGUCUCCUCUGCUAUCUUUCAGUCACGACUAGAAACGGAGCUGCGUGCACGUAUAUCCGGCGACGAGCUGGUAACGCGUAUUCGACUCUCAGCAUCGUACCUCUUCAAGCUAGAUGAACCAACACAAAGACUGGCUCGGGACGCGUACAACGCGAGUCUGAAGUCAGUCUUCCUGUUUGCGAUGAUUGCAACUGGAUUAGCGUAUACGGCGCGGUUGUUUAUCCCUGAUAAGAAGUUGGAUCAGCAAUGCCCGAAGGUGGAUCCGCCUGCGUACCGCUCUGUCCCACCUUCAGACCAAGGCGACACAGAGUCCAUAGCAGGCACUUUGACGACCAUUGACGAAGACGACGAAGCAGAUAUGGACAUGAGAUCAAGUUUUGAAGAGCUCACGACCAGGACGAGACGAGAUUCGGAUGAUUAG
Molecule: messenger RNA, 1671 nt
Organism: Schizophyllum commune H4-8
Lineage: Eukaryota; Fungi; Basidiomycota; Agaricomycetes; Agaricales; Schizophyllaceae
Product: MFS general substrate transporter
Exons: 14
Coding region: 1-1671 (556 amino acids)
Biological process (GO): transmembrane transport; basic amino acid transport
Cellular component (GO): fungal-type vacuole membrane
Molecular function (GO): basic amino acid transmembrane transporter activity
Source: RefSeq, a predicted model, not a curated record